Messenger RNA from Vicugna pacos (alpaca), 4353 nucleotides. The record is from RefSeq and is a predicted model, not a curated record. Lineage: Eukaryota; Metazoa; Chordata; Mammalia; Artiodactyla; Camelidae.
GCGCACAGCUGGUCUGGCGGGUCAGCUGGAGGCUGGGCUGUGUCUCCUGGAAGGCGGGGUGGCAGUGGGCGCUGGCGUGUCUGCUCAGAGCUUCAGCCAGGACGAGGGGGCCGGGCUCCAGGCCCAGAGGCUUCCCAGGCUGCUGCGACUGCCCUGCGUGCAGUGGCCCAUGGCUGUUUUGCUUUCCCUCGUUUGCCUUCCCUCAGGGGCCUCUGCCCCACCCAUUUGACGGAGAGGGGCCUUCCUGAGCCUCACGUUGGUUACUGACGUUUUGCCUCUUAAAUUGAAGGCUUUCUUAAGAGGGAAACUUAAGACACGUGUUCUCACACGUGGUGGAGGGCUGGGGUGGGGCAGGGCUUAGGGAGACGCAUGCCUGUCGCUCCAUUGGACACCCACGUUUUCAUCAUUAGUGUUAAUGCUUUCGUUUCUGUGUUCUGGUUUUUUUUUAAGAGCAAAAUGAAUGAUUGCGCAGAUGCAAUGAAUGCUGUGUGGGAAAGCUGUGGAACCGCCGGGGGCCUGCUGUGGGCUGGGGUCUCCCACCUGAGCGAGCAGAGGCCAGGGCUGCGGGCGUGCUGGCUGCUUUGGGCGCCACCGAGGUCUUGGCGGGCACCUCUUGCCUGUUUGGGCUCUGAGAAACCAAGCCCCUUCCCGCUCCCAGCGCCGUGCGGUGCAGUGAAGGUCUCUGGUGCUGCUCUCCGCCGUCUUGUGGUUUUCAGCACCCUUGAUCCGUGGCCGGCAGUUUCAGCUUAGGGGACUGUGGGCCAUCCCCCUGCCGCCAACGCAGGCGCCCGUGUCCAUUGAGGCAGGAGCUGCGGGGGCGUGUGCUGCAGAUGUUGCCCCCACGAACUAGGUCUGUCUGCCUUCUGGGGAUUCCCUUAUCCUCCUCUGACUUGUCAGCCGCUCCCUCUUGCUGGACCUCAGACAGAGGAGCCCAGGGAGGGCCCCGUCCCAUCAUAAGCAGAGACCUGCUGGAGUGACUGUCACUUGGGUCCUGUGUCUGGGCGGGUGGCAGCGGGAGGACUAGUUUUUGCAGGGCAGCUCCGGGCAGGACCGGACCCGGCUGAGACGUGGGCUGCGGGUGGCCGUGCGCGGGGCUGCUGCUCCCUGGGUCGCCGCGGGCUUCUUUCUGGGGUACAGGUUUCUUCUGCUCCCACGCCCGUGUCAGCAGCUGGACUCCACUGGGUGCUGCCUGGAAGGGGGCUGUGUUCUCCUGCGGGCUCUGGUCCCUAAGUCUUUUGAAGAGAAGACCUUUCUGUGGUUAUUCCCGCCUGACCUUCAGGCCCGCUGGACGGAUGACCCAGACCCUGCCUUCUGGCCACCUCCGGGUUCCUUGUGUCUCAGAGGGGCUACGGCGCUGCUUUCCAAAGUGUAUGUCUUGACUUGUCAGGCCCGGGAUGUGCAGGUCUGACUGGCCGGUUCUGUUUCCUGCCUGCUCGUCAAGAGACAAGUGUAGCCAGUGAGGUCAGCGUCCCAGCACCGCCCAUGCCAAGGCUCUGCCGCACCCGCCUUGCACUGCUUCCCUCAGCGUCUGGUUUGUGGUGGGCGGGCCAUCCCUUCUGUCCUGUCGUGUGUGUGGUACCAGGCCGGCCUCUGGCUGCUCUGUGCUCGCUGAGAAACGUGCUCAAGGUGGGAAGUGGUGCAGGGUGGAGGUACAUGUCGCAGAGCAAGCACGCCGAGGCCCGAGAACUCAUGUGCUCGGGAGCCCUGCUGUUCUUCAGCCACGGCCAGCAAAACAGUGCCUCGGAUUUGUCCAUGCUGGUCUUAGAGUCGCUGGAGAAGGCAGAAGUCGAGGUGGCUGACGAGCUGCUGGAAAGUCUGGCGAAGCUGUUUAGUUUGAUGGAUCCCAACUCCCCGGAGCGAGUGGCGUUCGUGUCGCGAGCCCUGAAGUGGUCCAGCGGGGGGUCCGGGAAGCUGGGCCACCCCCGGCUGCACCAGCUGCUGGCCCUCACCCUGUGGAAAGAGCAGAACUACUGUGAGUCCCGGUACCACUUCCUGCACUCCAGCGACGGAGAAGGCUGCGCCAACAUGCUGGUGGAGUACGCCACCUCCAGGGGCUUCCGCAGCGAGGUGGACAUGUUCGUGGCCCAGGCCGUCCUGCAGUACGUGCCCUUUGCUGUCCCACCCUGGCUCGCGUGGCCACCUGGGGCCCGGGGAUGGCCUCUGAGCCGGGCGCUCUCCGGGCUGAGCCGCACGUUUCUGUGCUUGAAAAACAAAAGCAGCGCGUCUGUGGUGUUCACGACGUACACACAGAAACACCCGUCCAUCGAGAGCGGCCCUCCGUUCGUGCAGCCGCUGCUCAACUUCAUCUGGUUCCUGCUGCUGGCCGUAGAUGGGGGGAAGCUGACAGUCUUCACGGUGCUGUGCGAGCAGUACCAGCCGUCUCUCCGGCGGGACCCCAUGUACAACGAGUACCUCGACAGGAUAGGACAGCUCUUCUUCGGCGUGCCCCCCAAGCAGACAUCUUCCUACGGAGGCUUGCUGGGGGACACACCGAGGCAGAACUGUUGGAGCCACUGUAGUUCUGUUUAGUUUUCUGAGGAGCCACCGCACCAUCUUCCCGUAGUGGCUGCUGCAGUCCACGCUUUGCCCGCGGGGCCUGAGGGCUGCGGUUCCUCCGCAGCCUUGCCAGCACUGGCUGUUGGCUGUUUCUGACCCGGUGUGAGGCGCUGUCCCCGCUCUGCCGGUCCUGACUUGAUGAUCUCCCCGGUGACCAGUCACAUGGGGCAUCUUCCCGUGGGCUCAUGGCCAUGUGUGCGUGUGUCUGUCCCAGUCGCCUGCCUGACUUUGAAUCAGGUUGGUGGUAUUACAGGUUCUCUGUACUGGAUAUUAAUCCCUGAUCAGAUACAUGGUUUGCAAACGUCUUCUCCUGCUCUGUGGGUUGCCUUUAUUUUUUUUUAAGACUUGAUUUUUGUUUUUAAGCAGUGUUAGGUUCACAGCAACAUUAAGAGGAAGGUACAGACCUUGCGCGUGAACGCCCCCUGCCCCGGGGCGGAGGCUCCCCGUUGUCGCGUCCCCACCAGGUGGUGCGUUUAUUGUGGGCCCACCACGGGGACACGUCCUUAUCCCCUGGAGUCAGUGGCCUGGGCUCAGUCUUGGUGUCGGUCCUGUGAGACUGAGCGGAGCCCCCGCCGUCUCAGGGCUGUGGGAUCCUUAGCGGGCUCCUCCCUCCCCUCCCUCGAGGCCCUUCUACUUCCUGAGGGUCUUUUGAUGCACAAGACCUUGAAGCGUCACUGAGUCCGAGCUGCGCUGUGGUGUCCUUUCCCAGAAACCACGACGCUCUUGCCCGGUGUCUUCCUCUAGGGAUUUUCGUGCUCUAGGCCCUCCGUUUAGGUCCUCGACGACCUGCUUGGUGUGUUACCUGUGUAGGGUCCGGCGGCGUUCUCGGGCGUGUGGCGUCCAGUCGUCCCAGCACCAUUGCUGAGUGGGCGGGGGCCCCGGUCAGAGAUGUUUGACCGUCUUGCCUCGGGGCUGGCUGCUCCCCGUCCUUGUCUGCCGCUGCGCCGGGCCCGCACGACGGUGGCUUUGUAGGAGGUUUCGACACCCGAAGUUGCGAGGCUUCACCUUUGUUCUCUUCAAGAUUGUUUGGGCUCCGUGAGUCCCUGGAGACUGCAGGCGAAGUCUGGGGGCUCCUGUUUCCGUGAAGGAAUGUUUUGGGGCUGAGGAUUCACCCAGCCUGUGACCACUUUGGGCAGUAUUGACGUUUUAACGCUAAGAGGUCUUUCCGUCCACAAACGUGGGGUGUGUUUGUGUUUGCUUGUUUGCGUCUGUAACUUCUCGCUGCGUUGUGUCUGGUGUCCGUUGUCCAAGUCUUCCACCUCCUCGGCUGAGCUGGGUACCGAGUACUCCUUCGGACGCUGCUGUAAGUGGAACUGUCUCUAAGUUAUUUUGCGGACUCUUCAGGGGUUCUUACGUGGAAAUCGUAGCAUCUGCAGAAAGACGACUUUCUGCUGCUUUCUUUCCAAGUGGAGCCCUUCGAUUUCUUUUUCUUGCCUAACUCUCUGCCUGGACCCCCCAGGGUGCCCGCCCUUGGACGGGGCAGGGCUCAGGGUGCUGACCCCACGCGGUUCGAACUCGUGCUGUUCGAGGGUCAGCCGCCACGGUGCCGGGCGCGGAGGGAGCAGCAUCCUCGCCUCGCUCCCGAUCUCAGACUAGAAGCUGCCGGCUCUCACCUCCGAGCGUGAGGUGUGUCCUGGGCUGCUCACGUGUGGCUCCCCUCACGUCACAGCGCAAGAGGGUUGCCUUCUGGUCUUUCUUGCCGGGUGCUUCUGUGGAAGAUGUUUAGUUUUGUCAGAUGCGUCUUCGGCAUCAGGUGGGCGGGCGCUGGGCUUUCCUUCAUCCUGUGAACGUGUGCGU